AAGAGUAAUUGCACAGGCAUGCCUCUCAUAUCGCCUCAUUGCAUAACUUUGUUUAAAACAAUCCUUUACCCUCAAACUAUAGGGAAAUGACUUCCAUUUCUUUAUGGAAAACCAAGAUUGUGUACAUUUGGCAACCAAUUGAAACAGUUCAAAAGAAAGUGAACUUCUGAAGAACCUGUUGUCAUUUGAAAAAUAUUCAUAGCUAUUUAUGGUGAGAACUUCUUCUUUCAUGAACCCUUUCCGUGAACUCUAGCUCUUCCCACGCCCUUCUCUUCAUGGUGAUGUUAUUAAUGACAGGCAGAGGAAUAAGCAGUAAACGAAAGUGAAAGUGUUGGAAGGAGAAUGAAGGGGCAGGGGAGAGGCAUAAGAAGAACAGAGAGCAAACGAAUAUCUCUCACUUCUGGAUCAUCGCAAACACACUAAGAUGCAGAGCCUCCAGGAUCAGGACGAUCUCAUCCCGAGGCCUCGGGGGAGUUUACCUAAACUGUGUGCUGCGGUGCUGUCUGCCAUGACAAUAGGAGGCGUCCUGUUUCUGUCUCCUGAAAGGUUGUUUGAAUGGGUUGCCAUGGUGAUACUCAUCCUGACCCUUGGCCCUCUGCUGCAUGGGCUCUGUCUGCUGGCAGAAGAAAUACUCUACCACUCAAAUACCAGGCACCGAGGCCGAGGGUGGAGCCAUGUGCUGCCGGCCUGUGGUCUGUGGGGGAAGACCCUACUGGCUGCAGGGCUGGCAGGCCUUCUGCUCCACCUGGUCAGACAUCCUCUUCCGCACCAAGGCCAGAGCUUGAAACUUGUAUUUCUUGCCUCCAGCCUUUACCCCCUGUUGAAAAGCCUGGGAGUCCUGGGUCCGUCAGAGGUGGAGGUGUCAGCCCUCUGCGAGGGGAGGAAGAUGAACGUGGCCCACGGCCUGGCCUGGUCCUUCUACAUUGGAUACCUGCGCCUGGUGCUGCCACGUUUGGAUGACUCCAUCACAGCAUUUUGUGCCACCAAGACCAGCAGCUUGGGUCGUGGCUCCAGGAAGCUCAUCAUCCUCAUACCUCUCAACGCUAACAUUUCUCACAAACUGAAUGAAGAAGACAACAGGAUCCUUUACUGUGACAACCUCCCCAACAAUGAGAUAGACAGGGCUGGAGUCCGGGGGCGGGUCUACAAGCACAGUGUCUACAGUGUAUUUGAUGAACAUAAAAAGGUCCAUGAGUGUGUGUUGGAGUAUGCCACGCCCCUGCUGACGCUGCACAGCAUGUCCCAGGAGAGCAGCGCGGGGUUCGGGGAGCCGGAGCGCAGACAGCAGGUGCUGCUCUUCUUCAGGACGCUGCAGGACAUCCUGGAGAACUCGCUGGAGUGCCGCAACCACUACAAGCUCAUCCUGCUCAACGAUGAGCACGAGGAAGACCCCCACUUCCUGUCCAAAGCUAUCCUCAGAAACUUGCAGCAGCAGGAGAAAGAGGAGUACUGCCUCACCCCGUCUCCUCAGCAGGAGAAAGGGGAGUACUGCCUCACCCCGUCUCCUCAGCAGGAGAAAGGGGAGUACUGCCUCACCCCGUCUCCUCAGCAGGAGAUGGUGAAUCCGUUCCUGAGCCAAUCGAGUUCCCGAGCAAGUGCUCCACCCAUCAAAGGUGACUGGCACCACCCUGAUCCAAUAAGCAGAGAGCCCACGCUCAUGUUCAGUCUGGACCCACCUCAUACUCUAAAGCAUCCUGAGGAGAACAGUCACCACUAUCCAGGGAAAUAAUAACACACACACACACACAGACACACACCCACACACACACUUGUAUGCUGAUGUGACAAGUUUGUGAGGCUGUCAAGCAAGCUAUCCGGAGAGGUAACCAAACAAAAAGCAAAAGGUAACCAGCUGUUUUGUAUCACAAGGCUCUGUGCAUCAAUAGCAUCAUAAACUAAUCUCAACAGUGACCAAACACAUGUAAAACUAUACAAAUAGCAUUGAUACUAUGCCCGUCUGUAGCCAAUAAAGGCCCUCCAGCAAUCAUGAAGUAUUAUGAUACUUGACCUCAUAUGGCGUUUUAAAACAUAUGUUGAGGCUAUUGUUAUAAAACAUUACCAACAUGUGUUACACAUUUCAUUUCAUUUUUAUUUAUUCCGUUCAUGGUAUGCAAAACUUAAUGUAUAAUAAUUGUUAACAAAACAUGUCUCUGUAAACACACCAUUGACCGAAAAGGAGCAGGGAGAAGAAAAUAAUCUUAUAUGACCUGCCCCUUUCUAAAAAAACAAAAUAAAUAGAAAUAGAUGGUCUGUCCUUCAUAUUUCUUUUUCACAGCCAAGCAUAAACGUACCUUAGGAUAAUAAGAGAAACAUAAACAAUACUUAUUUCCCACUUGACAGUUAGCGGAAAGAAACAAAACACCAAAACAUCACAUGUACAAGGAAAAGAAAAAUGUAAAGUGCAACACCCUCUUCUGAUUCCUAAUACAUAAUCAUAAUAAUAA
This is a messenger RNA of Gymnodraco acuticeps, 2444 nucleotides long. RefSeq names its product stimulator of interferon response cGAMP interactor 1 (gene sting1). Gene Ontology annotation, molecular function: cyclic-di-GMP binding; 2',3'-cyclic GMP-AMP binding. Lineage: Eukaryota; Metazoa; Chordata; Actinopteri; Perciformes; Bathydraconidae. The record is from RefSeq and is a predicted model, not a curated record. Bases 425 to 1729 code for a protein of 434 amino acids. The transcript has 7 exons. Gene Ontology annotation, biological process: defense response to virus; activation of innate immune response; innate immune response. Gene Ontology annotation, cellular component: autophagosome; endoplasmic reticulum membrane.